Molecule: messenger RNA, 6626 nt
Organism: Topomyia yanbarensis
Lineage: Eukaryota; Metazoa; Arthropoda; Insecta; Diptera; Culicidae
Gene: Gp210
Product: nuclear pore membrane glycoprotein 210
Exons: 9
Coding region: 95-5836 (1913 amino acids)
Cellular component (GO): nuclear pore
Source: RefSeq, a predicted model, not a curated record
GCAUAUUCGGGCACGCGUUGCAGCGGAGUAGUCAUAUCGUUUUCAUUUUUAGUGUUUACAGCUCGGUAUUUUAUUAGUGAAAUUGAUUAUAAAAAUGCAAUUUACCUUCCUGCUGCUAGCGUUCAUCGCGCUGGCAUCAUCGGUAGCAGGAACUAAACUCAAUUACCCCCGUGUUUUGCUACCGAUCUUCGACCACAUUUCGGUGAACUUUACUCUGGACGUUGUGGAGAAGGGAUGCUUCAAAUGGACGUCCUCUCGGUUGGACCUAAUUCAAAUCACACCGGCAUAUGAUGAUUCGAAUGAUGAUUGUUCUUACCGAGUGGUGGUGACAGUAAUAAACAAAGAAAAGCGUCGGAAUACGGCUAUUGUUCUGGCGGAGGAUCUCGUCACUGGGGAAGUACUUCGUUGUGACGUGAUUCUGGAUGUAAUCGAUCAGCUGGGAGUGUUGACAACGACACGAGAGCUGUAUCUGGAAGAAGCACCGGAAACGUUUGAACUAUGGGCUCUGGAUGCGCAAGGAAACGCAUUUACUACCUUGGAGGGAAUCGAAUUCAACUGGCAGUUGGCUUCUCAUCGAGCAGUUGAUUUGCGGCAGGGUGAACCGGACAGUGCUUGGAGUCAAGUGUUGAGAUUUCUAACGUUUGCGGAAAGUAAAUUCCAUGUGGUUCCCAAAGCGGUGGAAAAGCUGGAACAGGCUGGUGGUCAGGGUUACAUGGUACUGCUCGAGGGGAUUAACACCGGUUCGGCACGUGUGACGGCUAAGCUGCCCUACGCGGAGUACAGUCACGUGUCGCCGGUCGAGGUUAACAUUAUGGUUUUGGCUAAUCUGAUUUUGGACCCUAGCGAUGUGUACAUCAUGUCAGGGGAUACCGUGAGCUUCAAGGUGCUGCAGUUGAAGCAGGGGAAACUGCAUGAAAUAUUACUAAACAAUCAGUAUUAUUUGGAAAUGGAAGAUAAGACUCUGGCCAGUAUCAAAGGAAACGAGGCGAAAGGUCUAAAGUUAGGGCGAACCUUUGUUUUGCUGCGUGAUCGUAAUGUCCCACACGAUCUUUCCGCGGACGAUCAGUCGUCUAAGGCGUUGCUCCCAAAAGCUUCGAUAACUGUUGCAGAACCCAAGCGGUUGGCUAUAAAUUUACUUCCGCACUACAACUGGAUAACGGUUGAGGGCGAAAACCAUGACAUUGCCUUGGAAUUGUUCACUGCGGACGAUCAUCAGCUGACGCUCGGUCCGAGGUACGAGAUUAGGUCCAGCUUUGACGAGACGCUGUUUUACCCGAUUCGGCGAACGAAAAAUGGAAGUCGCAUCGCUGGAGAGACGUUGACAAGCGGCAGAAGUCCCGUUAGCGGGGAAUUUGAUAAGCUAACGGCCAAAGCCGAAUUGAUCGUCUACAAGCGUUUGGCAAUCAACCCACCGGAAGUGAUAAUCCCGUACGACCCAGCUCUCCGCCGGCAAAAGAUUCAAUUUUCCGCAUCCGGUGGUGAUGGAUCGUAUCUUUGGACCAGCUUGGAUAGUUCUCUGUUGUCCGUCAGCCAAACUGGUCUGGCUGAAACGCGCCUGGAUAACGUCAAGGGAGGUAUCGUGUCGUUCGGGGAUGGUGAAGCGACUACUGCCUCGAAGGUGACUCAGGUUCGAGUAGCGUUGGCACGGAAUAAUAAAAUCUCGGUCGCAGCGCAAGUUGUGUUUCUGGCACCGAUCAAACUUGAAGUGGUUCGGUAUAACUUUGAAACCGUGCUGAAAGACUACGUUCAGGUUCAUGUGGCACUUUGGGCUAAGCACGAUGGAACCCAGAAAGCAUUUACUUCCUGUGAGAAUUUGAAUUUUGAGCUGGAAUUUAGCAAUCAGAUCUUUCAGUUGGAUGCGAGCAAAAAGAAUCCGAAGGAUGUCCUGGCUGAUAAGGCAUGUCGGUUAAUUUAUCUGAAGGCAACAGCUGUCGGACAGACCAAUUUGAAGGUGACUUACCGAUAUUUCGACAAAGUUUUACACGAUCAAAUAAGCUUGAACGUUUUCGAAGACUUGGCAAUCUUGAAUCCCAUUGAAAAUGAGGUUGUUCUUCCGAUUGGCGCUACGAGAAAUUUGUUCUACCAUAAUGGACCGGAAAGGAUCUACAAUUCGGAAGCGGAGUUGCAGAAACGCGUGGUUGUCGAUCAAAAGAAUCUGGAAGUCGUUAGUGUUGGAAGCGGUUUUUCACAAGAUAAGCAUAUUUUGAGAGUGCUCUGCAAGAAGGUAGGCGAUUACGAGUUGAAACUGGAGGUGUUCAACAUUUUGAAUGCUCCGAAUGUAAUCCCGUACGUGACGGAAUUUGUGACAAAAGUAUAUUGCGUGAAACCGCGUUUUGUAAACUUGUUUACAACGGAAAAGGUAAAAACCAGCUGCCCGCUCGAAAGGCGAAAUUCUAUGAUGCACGUCAAGUCGGACAGCGACCAGCUGGUUGUUGAUAUCGAGGUACUAGAUGUUCACAAUCGGAAACUGGCAAACAUAUCGUCGCUUCUGCUCGAAUGGCAGUUCACACUGGCUGACCGUGACUACCUAACGGAUCAGAUAUCUUACGAACAGAAAUCGGAAACUGACAUCUUCGAAGGUCUGGAAAUUCCCAAACGAGAUUUUCUACUGACGACGCUUCCCGAGGUGGGAGCAAACUUCAAAAUUAAAACAACUGUGACUCAAUAUCGAGCCGAAAUUUUGAAGCAGCACUCAAUCAAACCGGAGUCGCCACACUUUGGUGUUCAGAAAGCCACUGACGGUCCGCUCGUUAAGCCAGUGAUUGAAAAUGAACUCAAUUUUCUGUCGGUUAACAAAACGCUUCUGCCCUACGAGCGCAUCACUUUGUUCCUAUCUCGUAGCAACGUGGAGCGUAUCAAAAUUGCACAAGGCAGCGGAUUUUACGAUAUAAAAACUUCCGAUACGGGGCUGGUAGCCGUUGAGUACGACGACGCUACUCGUCAGUUGCUCAUCACACCGAAACGGGUCGGGGAAGUGAAGCUGGAGAUUACCGACCAGUGUUUGAGUACGGAAUCGAGUUACUUGUACAUUUCAGUGGUCACUAUCGGUAGCAUAACGCUACACGCUCCGGAUCGGGUGGAGAAGACUAGGACCAUCGAGGCGAUUGCGCGGAUCUACGAUAGUAAUGAUCGGCUGCUGCAUUUGCAGGCUGGAAGUCUGGAGAUCUACGAGCUGGAUCAGGUGGUGUACAAUCCGAAUGUGCUGAGUGUGGCACUCGGAAGUCAGGCUGGACUGGGCGUUGGAGAAGUUCGAUUUUUAGUAACUGGAACGGAACUGGGUGAAACAAAGAUUGCUGUCAGUUCUGGUACCGGUGAUAGGCAGGUUUCGAGUUCUCCGGUGCCGAUUCAGGUCUUCCCGCCGCUAACGCUAUUCCCACGCAAUGCCACCAUCAUCGUGGGCAGCACCCUGCAGAUCUACUCCAAAGGAGGCCCUUCGCCCGAUUCCAACCUCGUGUACCGCAUUGAACACCAGGACAUCAUCGGAAUCGAUUCCGGUUUGGUAUCCGGUUUGAAGGUGGGCCACUCCAAAGUCGUCGGUCGGUAUGUGGCCACCAAUCCAUCAACCGGGGCGGAGAUCAUACUUUCGGAGGAUACCGUUCACGUUCACGUCGUUCCGCUAGGAGCCAUUGAAAUCCGGGUGCCGUUGAGUCGGAUUCGAACCGGUGCCGUCAUGCCGGCGCAUGUUUGGGGUGUGCCAGGAAUUUCCCCGCUGGUGCUGGGAACACUGGAAACGGUUAAAAUUUUCUGGAGCACGGAUCACGAAGAUGUACUGGAUGUGAAGGGAGUCUUUCGUGAGGCAGGUGUUGAGUAUCAUGCAAAGGAUGCAAUUGGGGUUCGUGUUAAAGCGUUGGCUCCCGGAAAGGCUACCUUGCAUGUUACGCUCGUAAGCGCUAACGGAGUGAGGCGUACUGCUCGUAGUGAAGUUACAGUAUUUCAACUGCUGGAACUCGAGUCGCCAAAAGUGAUUCGGUAUGACUCGAUUCUAAUCCCACCCAGGACCAGCAUUCAAUUGAAAGCAAACUUGGAGGAUGCUGUUUAUCAGCUGGAGGAGGGAAGUAGCUCCGUUGUUAAAGUUUCCAAGGAAGGAUUAGUCAAAAGUGGCGACGUCGUUGGCCGGGUUCAAGUCGCAGCCACUUCACUGGAUCAGUCACUGACGAUUCCGAUCGAGGUCAAAAACAUUCAUUACAUUCUAACUUCUCUUGCCUUUUCGAACGUAAAAUUGAAGCAAGUGGACAACGUGAUUCCGCAAGGAUUGAAUUUAAAAUUGAAAGUAUCACUACACGACAAUUUAGGAAACGAAUUUAGUCACGGAUUCGAGGAUGUUACUGCGCUCAAGCAUAAGCUUUCCAAAAAGGGUAACGUUCUGAUCACCACUGGAACGAACUUUUCCGUUGUGUUGGAUUUGGUUCGUGAGACUUCCGACAUGCUAGUAAUAUCUUUAAAAGAUAAAACGGGCGUCAAAUAUGGAGAGGAUUAUUUGAAACUGGUGGUGGGAGAAACCACUGCUAUAUUUCCGGAGAGGAGCGUUUUUUCAGUUGGCGAUAUAGUCUGUUUUGAAUCUCCAUUGCUUGGAUCGGUAGCAGAUUGGCACAGUUCCGACGACAGUUUGGUUCAAAUCGAUGCUACCAGUGGGUUGGCUCGAAUUGUUGGAACACACCGGGCAGGGGAAGGAAAGGUUUAUAUUAGCCAUGUGGAUCGACAGUCGGGAGGUCUACGUAUUGGUGUUGACAUUUUGGAAGCAGAUCGAAUCGAAUUCUUUAAAUCUUACGACAUUUUUAACGGACAGCAUUAUCGUGCUCAUUUGGUGAUUAAAAAUCAUCUUCAGGUUGAUAAAUUUGUUAACGUGAUCGCACAAAACGUUUCAAUUUGCGCCGAACGCAUACAGCAAGCGUUUUCUAAUCUGUUCAGCUGUAAGCUGACGGCUAAGCAGAAUCCCUCGUCAGGAAUUCUUAAACAUUUCAAAACCGUUCCAAGUUUUGAUCGUUCCAUCGGAGCUUACGUCUGCGACAUCAAUCUUGUAACCAGUAUUGAAGAAGUUACCAAUUUGGUGAAAAACAACGAAAUCAAUAUCGAAUUAGAAGCUCGUCUGCAAGAUAGUUCCCUCUCGGACACGUCAACCUUGAAAAUAGUACCGGCUGUUAUUGUAGAACCGGAAGCCAUUUCGAUCGAGCAAAUCGGAACGCAAAUUGUGACCGUCAGCGGCAUGGAUAAGGUUCUGCAAAAGCUCGAAGUCACUCCGUCUAAUCCGUCGAUGCUGGAGGUAACGAUGAUUCAGAAGGGACCCGCUUCGAUUCAGUACAAACUUCGUCUGCUCAGUUCCUACUCGUUGGAAACCAGCGACGACUUGUUUGUCAAUGUGAAUUCACCACUGACACUGCAGAAGAUUAAGAUUCCGAUUCAGUCUCCGCUGGUUAUGCGGAAAUGUGCUAGUCAACCGUUGUAUAACGUGCCAAACCUGUUCCUUAAUUACGUCAGUAACUUUGGGUUGCUGAUUUCGGCCCUGAUCGUGCUGGCCGCUACAGUCUGGGUGUUUGUGUUCUGCUUCCCGCAACGGCAGAAAACAGUUGAUCCCAACGCAACACUUCUAUUUUCGCCGUUCAGAAACGAAAAUAGUCAUGCAGCGAUCGGUCGGAAUUGGAAUAUAUUCGCUAGUCCAAGCAUGCAGUCCUCCCAGGCAUCGCCAUACGUUGGUUCCGGCAAUCUAAGUCAUAAUACUUCGCCGCUGUCUUCCUCGGACUUCAACAGUAGCGCGAGUAGCAGCCCACCGGGGUCACCGAUCUACGGUGACAGUACGCUCUUAUCGCCCCAGAAGCGCAUUCAUCGACGACAGCUGUGAACUGGGAGUACGGUGGUUUGAAAGCCUGUAUAUUCUGAUUGAGUCAACGAAUUUUCAUCUAUCUCAAUCACCUAGUCUAUAGACUGUACGAGAUUGUCAGGGUAAGUAUGUAAGUAUGUAUGAAUGUCUGUUGGCGCAUUUGUAAGUGAUAUGACGCUGUUUUGAGACAUUUGAAACGAUCUUAUAAUUAUUUCGUGUAAAUUCAAAAGUGCAAGGGUGACGAAUAUUUACGUACAAGAACAGUCCUAUAAUUUCACACUUAAGAAAGCUAUUUGCUACAGACAAGAGAAGAUAUGGACGUUUCUUCUUUUCUUCAAGUUGAGCAGUACUGUCAGUUCUUUAGUUAACCGGAAGAGAAUUUUAUGUUGAGUUUUCAUUUUCGAAUCACAUUUGUCAUUCUUUAACCGACGGUUAAGUGUUAUUCAUCUCUACGUCUUCUUCAAAUUGAAAGUCCUUUGUUUGAGAAUAUCUGACGAGAAUUUUUGUUGAUGAUAUUCCCCUGAUAACAUGUUUUUGUAGCGAACAAAAUAAUACUAUCUUAAAGUGGCUUUGUCAACAUAAUGAAACAACUAGACCACGAACUGAAUUCUUAGAAUAAGAUUGUAGUAAGCGAUGUGUAAUGGUGAUGACGAAUAAAAUAAAAACAAGCACAUUUUCGACAUUUUCCUUGCUUUAUUGAACUAACAACGAGUGUGUUCUUUAGUUUUCCUAAGCAAGUUAGUCCUAACAUAAAAUCGGUUAAGGUAAUUAUAAGAUUUGUUUGUUAAUACAUAAAAGAACAAUUACGAAA